Coregonus clupeaformis (lake whitefish) is the source of this 1007-nucleotide messenger RNA. RefSeq lists its product as uncharacterized. The transcript has 6 exons. Bases 173 to 889 code for a protein of 238 amino acids. The record is from RefSeq and is a predicted model, not a curated record. NCBI's taxonomy places the organism in Eukaryota, Metazoa, Chordata, Actinopteri, Salmoniformes, Salmonidae.
AGUACCGCGUGGCUAGGGAAGACAGAUGUAAACAAAGACUGUGUCCCUCUCAAAAACCUUCAAAUCCGGACGUUAUGCCAAUUUUUCCAGAAAUGUUAGAAAAUGUUUCUCUAUCAAGCCGACAGAAUGUACUUUCAUUGUCCGUAAUUCAAGAGGCACACCUUUAGGAAGCAUGGCCAUUCCUCAAAUUAUUGAGGAGGCAUGCCGUGAAGCAGAAAUCUAUCACAAUGCAGGAAUUGAUGGGCUGAUCAUAGAGAACAUGCAUGACAUUCCAUACACAUUCUCAAUUGGGCCAGAGGUGUGUGCCUCUAUGACAGCAGUGUGUGCAGCGGUGAGGGGGAUCUGUCCGUCUCUGCCUCUUGGAGUUCAGAUCCUGUCUGCAGCAAACAGCUCAGCUCUUGCUGUUGCACUGGCUUCAGGUAUGGAUUUUAUCAGGGCAGAGGGAUAUGUCUUCUCACAUGUUGCUGAUGAAGGCCUUUUGAAUGCAUGUGCCGGAGACCUUUUGCGAUACCGCAAGCAAAUAAAGGCUGAACAUGUGCAGAUCUUCACUGACAUAAAAAAGAAGCACAGCUCCCAUGCCCUGACUUCAGAUGUGAGCAUAGUGGAUACGGCCAGAGCAGCUGAGUUUUUCCUCUCUGAUGGGCUCAUUAUCACUGGAACAGCCACAGGGGUUCAGGCAGAUCCAAUGGAACUCAGAGAUGUUGCAGAGUCUGUAAGACUCCCAGUUCUUAUUGGCUCAGGAGUGACCCAUGACAACGUGGAACACUACCUUGAUGCUAGUGCAAUGAUAAUUGGCUCUCAUUUCAAGAGGGGAGGUGUUUGGGCAAAUGCUGUUGAUCCAGAAAGCAUUAAGAAGUUCAUGGGGAAGGUGCAUUUGCUUCGAAAAUGAAAUCCACCAAUUUGCUGCUAAAAUAAUUUAUUGCAGAACAAUGAAAUACAUUUGGUGGUAAUAAUAAAUGUAAUUACUGAAGUUAUGUCUCAUGUUAUUUAAUAAAAUACAGAUAAUA